Messenger RNA from Acanthocheilonema viteae, 2898 nucleotides. NCBI's taxonomy places the organism in Eukaryota, Metazoa, Nematoda, Chromadorea, Rhabditida, Onchocercidae. The record is from the annotation of a GenBank genome assembly.
AUGUACAACUUACUGCCGUUUAUAUUGUUGCUCUCCAUCCUGACUAGGAUAUCCAUCGAAUCUAUACUGCGUAAAAAAGUACAUCCUGAUGGACGGAAAGCAGAAACACCUACACAACAACCUCAAAGCCAUAGCCUAUCAAAAAUCACGCAAGCACCAAAAGAACCAUGCAGAAUCAAAACAUUGAACGCAAAAAAAGAAAUUGACUAUACAGCAAGAUCAGCUAAGUCAUCAUCAAUAUGGCCACACGUGGAAGAAACAACAUACAAUCCUGAAAUUUGGUUAACUGAUGAAACAAGGAAACAACAUACCGAACAGGAUAUAGAAAUAACCCUUGUGGAAUCGUUUACAGAUUAUGACAGCAAAUCUGGAAGCGGAGAAGGAAUUGAAGGAGCUGGAAAAGGCGAGGGAAUGGAAGGAGCUGAAGAAACUGAAGUACCUGGAAAAGAAGGAGAGGGAACUGCAUGGACUGUAGGAGCUGCANAAGAAACAGAAGGAACUGAAGGAACCGAAAAAACUGAAAUACCCGGAAAAGAAGUAGAAGAGAUUGAAGGAGCUGAAGCAAUCAAAAAAGAAGGAGUUGAAAAAGCUGAAGCAGAAAAAGUAAGAACUGAUAUAAAUGAAAGAGAAGGAGAAGGAAUUGAAGGAACUGAAAAAGCCGAAGGAGUUACUCAUGGAACAGGCGAUGAAGAAUUUAAAAGAGGUGAAGUCAUCGGAUAUAAGAAACUGGUUGAAAAAAGAGAAUCAACACCUUUUCAGGAAGGGUCGAUGUCUUCUUCCGUUGGGACAGUGCAAGCUGAUCGGAUUAUGUCGAUUUCGCAACUUCGGAGCGGGGGUACUUAUUCAACGCUGUCAGCGCUAAAACAUUCGGCAGGAAUAUAUGGUGGUGAUGGACAAAUUGCGUUGUCAACGUUAGGCAAUGGAAAAGUCCCUGAGCACGGUAGAACUGAGCGACCUGAAUCGGGCACGAUGAAAACUGUUGAAGCACUUACACCGGUUAGAUUGUUGCCUACCGAUGAACAUUUAAUCCACAUCACGCUACCUUCAUCAAGAGCCUUUUUAGAAAUGGUGAAACCUCCACAUGAGGGAGAUAGAGAAAUGCUUGAAGAAAUAUCGGCAAUGAUGAAAAAAGGAUUGAGAUUGUUGCCAAAACAAGAUAACCUCAAUCAGAAUGCAUCAUUAUUGCCGCUAGAGACGACAGUUUCUGCAGAAAAUUAUGUAGAUCACACCAAAAUUGCAUUUGCGCCUUCAAACUAUAAAGAAAGAGAUGAAAAGCGGAAUGAGUCCGGGAUAAGUCCAACAGAUUUCAUGGAAAUUAUUUUAACGCGGACUACGCAAUCGGUGAAAGAUGUGUUAUCAAAAGGAACAAGCACCGAAAAUGUCGGUGCAGGUCAGUUGAGUAGCACAAUAGAUAUUGAAAGACCGGGAUCAACCGGGAGAUUACAUCGUAAGCCUAUGACGAAAGAGACCGAAAUACGAAAAGAGGGACGAUAUGGAACAACAGGAACACUUUCAGCAUCCGAAAUUGUUCAGAAAAUGGUGAAAUUCGAAGAGAAGCGUCUCAAUAUUGCAAAUAAAACAGAUUCCAAUGAUAUUUAUAUUCGUGCUGAUUUAUUAGCAUCAAAACCUACGGCUAUAUACUUACCAGCUCGGAGCAGUGAAUUAGAAAUGACUGACAGUGCAAGCAUGGCUUCCAGUAGAAAUACUUCAAUUGUUGGGAAACGAUUAAAAGAAAUGUUGAAGAAAAUGAAUGAGACACAAGAAAAAUCAAUGAAUAUGUCGAAAAGUGCUACUGGCAAUGAAACAAUGUUCUCUCAUUCAAAAAUCAAUUUCACGGAAACUGAUAGCUACAAAUCAUUGGAUGAUAUGAAAUUGGAAAAGACUAAAAUAGAAAUGACAAAAUCAAAAUCAACGAUCGAGGAAUCAACAAAAAUUGACGAAAAGGAAUCUGAUUCCAAAGUUGGGUCAAGUCUUAAUGAAACUUCGAAAAUUGGUAGCAAAUCAACUUUCAACGUACAAGAAACGAGCAGUGAUAGCGAAUUUGUUGAAGAGGUUGAAGAGGGAUGGCGGGAAGCACUGGAAGUUUUGCGUGAGCAACUACGUACGAGUAUUAUGAACUUGCUUAGCAGUAAACAUGAAUUUGGGAACAACAAAGAAUUAAAAAAGCUGUCCGCUUCUGGUUUAUAUGUUAAUGGUAGCAGAAAAAAUUAUAAACUGAAAAACGAAACGAUUUCAAAAAAUGCUGAAUCUAUGAUGAAAUUUGAUAAGAAAAUUGUGGAAGGCAGUUGGCAGAAAUCGACAUUUAAAACAGCAAUGAAUUCUUCGGAAAUGAGAAGAAAAACGUUGCAAACACGAAACCAUCAGAGGCUUAUGAAAACAGCAAAUGAAACUUACGCUGAAGAAGAGAAGAUGAAAUUAAACGAAGAAAAUGCAGAGGAGAAAUUGAUGCAUACCAGAUUACUGGAAGAGAAGGCUCGUUUGGAAGAAGCACGUCUUCUUCGUGAAGAGCAGAUGCAACUAAUGAAACAGCAGGAGUUCCAUCAUGGUUUCGCUGACAAAGCUCAACUGGAACGGCAAGAACAGAUAAUUCGACGGUUGGAACAACUUGCCGAAAUGGAAAGGGAAUAUCGUGAACAGCUUGAAAGAGAAGGGCGAAUAAGGAUGAAACUUUACAUGACAACACCUCCCAAUGAAAGCUCCUCGCCGAAUCCAAUUGAUAGUGAUAAAGAAAACUUGAUGCCCUUGCCACAAUGUUCGGUUAUCAGAAAAUUUGUAAAAGUGUACGCUGUUGACGAUCCGGUUAAAUGGAUUCGUGACAACUGUUCGAUUGUCAAAAUCUAUUUUCCGGAUGAAAGUUGCGGAGAUGUGGAAAAUUUAUUCAACUCCUGCUUUCAAUAG